Messenger RNA from Suillus plorans, 1255 nucleotides. RefSeq lists its product as uncharacterized. The coding region runs from base 324 to 1025 and encodes 233 amino acids. NCBI's taxonomy places the organism in Eukaryota, Fungi, Basidiomycota, Agaricomycetes, Boletales, Suillaceae. The record is from RefSeq and is a predicted model, not a curated record. The transcript has 13 exons.
CUAACGCAUACUUAUACCGGACGCCUAGAUCAUGUACCGGUAUCUUUUCUUAUUCCUGUUCAAUCAUACGCUUCUACACGUUUACCGCUGUCUGAUCUCGAACUUAGUGUUUCUACCCUUGGGUAGUUUCCAGUUGCAUUAACAUCGCUUUGGACAUACGACUGCAUACUCUGCAUGCCUGACUCGGCAAGUGGAAAUUUGCUUGGACGCCCUAUAGUAUAUACUCUGAACCAUAGUUGACGCAGGUCGCUUUUAUUCUUGAUUCUCGGCAUGGGCUUGGCACGCUGUUGUAUCUCAAAUGCAGCAUCACUCCGUUUGUCUUCAUGCUACUGAAUAUGCUCGUGACUUUUCUGCCUCGUGGUUCAUCCACUCUUUGUCGCUGGAUAUAUAUAGCAAAUAUAUGUGUGGGGUUUCUGUUGAUGGUUGACGCUGAGUGCAUCUUCAUACUUAGAACAAUUGCAGUAUGGGAGCAGAAAAGAAGGUUCGUGGUGUUCAAAAUCAUCAAUGUGAUUGUCAUUUUACUCCCGAUUGUCGUCUGCUUCUUUCAAUAUAUUGUCCCAUCAAUGGGAGAGUGCUCGAUCCCUGGGGGUAUUAUAUAUCUCGAUACGAAGGCAAGGUCUUCAGUGAUUGUCGUGUACUGCUUGCUAGCUUUUGGCGAGUUUGAAUUAUUGGCAUUGGUACUGUAUCGCGCCUUCGAGAGUCAUGGUGGCUGGAAGAUCGAAAACCGUCUUAUGCGUGGUCUCAUGCGACAUAAUUUAUUGUACUUUAGCUGCAGCUUUUGUUUCUCUCUUGGUGUCAUCCUCGCCACAAUCUUCCUUCCGUUUUCGGUGAUACACAUGAUUGCAGAGACUCAGGUCGUUGCUCUAUCUCUCUUGGUCACACGAAUGCACACGGACUUCUGGAGUUCGGAUCGUGUUUCUUCUGGUAACGAUGGAGUGGAUCUCACUCUCUCAGCGUUCAUGGCAGCAACCCCAGAUGUCGUAUUCUCAGAAGAUGCUAGUAGACCUUCUCCCAACAAUGCAUAGGACAGACAGGUGGACGCUUGAAGGCAUCAUAUUAGUUCGAUUAUGUACUCACUCGCUAUGGACUACCUCGGAUACAUUUUUAGUAUGCAGUUCGCUGGCUCUGUUCAGCCUUGACGGUUUUCUUCGAUACUCAUAGGACACAUCACAAAUAAGCACGCACCUGUCGUGUCUGGUAGUGCCUAUAUAAACUUAUGGAUUAUGACACGUUAUUGCAUUGUAUUGCCUAGAAC